Molecule: messenger RNA, 4093 nt
Organism: Neltuma alba
Lineage: Eukaryota; Viridiplantae; Streptophyta; Magnoliopsida; Fabales; Fabaceae
Product: protein SPA1-RELATED 2-like
Biological process (GO): photomorphogenesis
Molecular function (GO): protein binding
Source: RefSeq, a predicted model, not a curated record
GCCUCGCCGUUAUCUUCGUCACUCUGGCCGUGCAGAGCGCGACUCAACGCAACAGAAAGAGAUCCUCUUCCUCUCUGCAUUUCUGAAUUCUUGCACUUCAUCCUUCCGUUUCUAUGCCGAAACGCCUGCCAGUUCUGCGCUCCGAAACUUAAACUUGCUGCCACAAAGAACGGAUAGCCAUAGGAGAUUGUCCAUGAGUAAUUUAUGUGGUGGUCGCUAACUUUGUGCAAGUGGUUAUGCAACUUGAAUGAAGUCAGUUUUGAAGCAUGAAUGAAGAAGUGGUUGAUGGGGGAACACCUUUGGAAGUGGUUGAGGGUGUGCAACAUCAGAGUAAAGAGGAUGAAUAUUCACUGAAACCUGAAAGCUUCCCAUUGGUCAAACCCGAAGAAAUUCUGGCAACAGCUGAAGCUGACUACUCCCAGAUCCCACCGCAAAAAUAUGAUGAUAUUCGACAGGGUAGAAAUGUUAUCGAAACUAUGAGCCAUGCAACUACAUCAGAGCAUCAGCAUCUUGACCAAUUUUUUGCUGAUGAAGGUUUCAUGGUUCAAGAAUUAACGGUGAAAAGUUACAAUGGCUCAAGUUUAGAUAUUGGUACAUCAAACAGACGGGAGGGGUUUUAUAAUAGGCAGAGCCAAUGGGGGAAUCUUUAUCAGCUAACUGGUGAUUCGGGAGCUGGGAAUUCACCAAGUCAUACUGGGUACAGAAAUAACGUUUUGGCUACCUCUAAUGCAUGGGAGGAUGGUGGGUCUACAUCUUUCCCAGAAUUGUUGGCUAAAAAAUCACUUAGUGAUGACCAGAGCAAAGUUAUAGAACACUUGACAACAGUUGAAAAGAAAGGGGGUGCAGGUGAUGUUCACGGAGGAAUACGAACAAAAAUUAUAUCCAAGUCAGGAUUUUCUGAGUAUUUUGUUAAGCAUACAUUGAAGGGUAAGGGUAUUAUAUGUAAAGGUCCAUCUUCUGACGGCUUCCAUGUAGGCUCUAGAGAUCGGAAUCAGAUGAAAGUUGGCAUUAGUACUACUCAGAUGGAUUCUAAUGGAUCAUUGAGCUUUGCUUCCAAAACUGAGAAGUCAUCUUUUAGUGCUGCCAUGCCUAGAUCUGAUGGGUCUGACUGCAAUGGCGUGAUUUUGAGAGAGUGGUUGAAAGCUGGGCACCAAAAUGUAAGCAAAGCUGAGCGGUUGCAUAUAUUUAGAAAUAUUGUUGAUCUGGUUGAAAGUACUCACUCUCAGGGAGUAGCAUUGCAUAACCUGCGGCCAUCUUAUUUCAGAUUGCUCCCAUCACACCAGAUCAUAUACCUUGGCUUACCCAUCCACCAGCAGAUAUCUGAAGGUGUUGUGAAUUGUGAAAUUCUUCCCUCAGAAGAUUCUUUGGUUAGAAAAAGGACAUUAGAGCAGGUAUUUUAUCCGUCUCUUGAUAUGUGGUCAAAGAAACAAAAAUUUAAUGAGAGUGUGACAGUUGCUGGGGAUUGGAGUCAGUUUUCUCCAAGAUCUGACACAUAUUUUCGAACUGCUAGUGAUGGUAAAGUCAAUGCAGUUGGACCACAGAGAAUGUCUAGCAUCCCUUGCAUGUCUAGAGCAGGCCAAUUGCAGUUGGCUUCUGUAAGUGAAAGAUUGGAAAAUACAUGGUAUUCAAGCCCUGAGGGAGGUUGCACUAGAUCGUCAAAUAUUUACUGCUUGGGUGUCCUUCUUUUUGAGUUACUUGGCCAUUUUGACUCUGAAGGGGCACAUAUUGCAGCGAUGUCAGAUCUUCAAGAGAGGAUUCUUCCUCCAGGUUUCCUAUCUGAAAAUCCCAAGGAAGCUGGAUUUUGUCUUCUGUUGCUACAUCCCAAACCAUCGGCACGCCCAACAGCAAGGGAAAUCCUACAAUCUGAAGUGAUAAAUGGAUUGCAGGAGGUUUAUAGUGAGGAAAUGUCAUCAAGUAUUGACCAAGAGGAUGCAGAAUCAGGGGUAUUGUUGCAUUUCCUCGUAUCAUUGAAAGAGCAGAAGCAGAAUGAUGCCUCCAAACUGGUUGAACAAAUCAGGUGCUUGGAAUCAGAUAUUGAAGAUGUGGAGAGAAGGCAUGACUCAAGAAAAUCCUUGGUUUUGUCUAGCUCUCAGAAUAAAUCAAGUUGUCUGAAAGAGGUGCCUCUCAGCAAAGAACCUUUGCAUUUAGAAAUGCUUCCCUCAACUCCCUCAAUGUCUAAUGGAAAUGAAUCUAGACUGAUGAAAAACAUACACCAACUUGAAAGUGCUUACUUUUCCAUGAGAUCCAAAAUUCAGACUGUCGAAACAGGGUCUGGAACUCACCCAGGUCAAGAUUUACUAAGAAAUCAUGACAACUGCUAUGUGACUGGAAAAGAUGAAGGUAAACAUGGAAACGUGGAUCCUAUGGGAAGUUUUUUUGACGGUUUGUGCAAAUAUGCCCGUUAUAGUAAGUUUGAAGUCAGGGGCAUGCUAAGAAAUGCAGAUUUUAACAAUCCUGCUAAUGUAAUCUGCUCUCUGAGCUUUGACCGGGAUGCGGAUUAUUUUGCUGCUGCUGGAGUUUCAAAGAAGAUAAAAAUUUUUGAGUUUAAUUCACUGUUCAAUGACUCUGUUGAUAUUCAUUAUCCAGUAGUUGAGAUGGCAAACAAAUCAAAGCUGAGCUGUGUUUGCUGGAAUAACUAUAUCAAGAACUAUUUAGCCUCCACAGACUAUGAUGGUGUAGUUAAGCUAUGGGAUGCUAAUAGGGGUCAUGAGUUGUCUUGCUUCACUGAACAUGGAAAGAGGGCUUGGUCCGUUGAUUUCUCUCUGGCGUGCCCUACAAAAUUGGCCAGUGGAAGUGAUGACUUUUCUGUCAAGUUGUGGAGUAUCAGUGAGAAAAACAGUUUAGGCACCAUAAGAAAUGAUGCUAAUGUCUGCUGUGUUCAAUUCUCUCCUCAUUCUUCUCAUUUGCUGGCCUUUGGAUCUGCGAAUUACAUCACCUACUGUUAUGAUCUGCGCAAUCUCAGAAAUCCUUGGUGUGUGUUAGUUGGCCAUGAUAAAGCCGUAAGCUUUGUCAAAUUCUUAGACUCACAGACAUUAGUCUCGGCAUCCACUGAUAAUACAUUAAAGGUUUGGGAUCUUAAUAAAACCUCUUCUGAGGGUCCAUCCACUGGUGCCUGCAGCCUAACCCUUUCAGGACACACUAAUGAGAAGAAUUUUGUAGGUUUAUCAAUUGCUGAUGGAUACAUAGCAUGUGGUUCAGAAACAAAUGAGGUUUAUUCAUACUACAGAUCUCUUCCCAUGCCAAUCACUUCGCACAAGUUUGGGUCCUUGGAUCCCAUAUCCGGGAGAGAGACUGAUGAUGACAAUGGUCAGUUUGUUUCAAGUGUAUGUUGGAGGGGCAGUUCAGAUAUGGUUGUUGCUGCCAAUUCAAGCGGGUGUAUAAAAGUGUUGCAGAUGGUUUAAGGUAGUCCUAGGUGAAGAUUGGCUUCCAACUGGGGAUUCCCUCUCUCCCUGAGGCCACUGAGGCCAAUACCACCAAUUAGCCCGGGGUGUAUUCAGAUUGUAUCAACAUCUUGAGCUCUGGCUGAAGUUUUGAUGUUGAAAGAUGAGUUUAAACCAUGAAAGAUUGGAUGGAGGAAGAGAUCGCAAACCGAAUCCCGAUUUUCCAGUUUGAACAUUGAAUACAUGAGGAAGCUAACUUAAAACCAGAAAUUUUUGACGUUCUUUUGUAGAGAAGGCCUGUUAUAAUACGCAAUAUCUGGAUGAUCAUUAAUAAAACAGGGAAGCCGAUUCAAGAGAAAAAUUAUGACAAGUGAAAGUGGCUGGGCUUUAGUUGCUUUGGAGCAUGAAGAAUCCUACUAGAAGAAUUUGCUCACCAUAUGUGCUUAUCUGAGCCAACAGAAAGUUGUAGUGCGGUCCUUUUCAAGGUUUUUUUAUUCUAAUGAAGGACUUGCAAUUUUAGGCUUGUAGCAAACAUGUUUGGUCAUCAACGCAAAGCGGGACCUUUAUCACUUUCAAGGAAGAAGCUUCAAGAAAUUUGAUAUCGUACUCAAUACUUGUAUAUAGCACACUAGUAUAACAAUGACCAUUGACGAUGUUUUAUAUAGGAUGCUUAUAAAUGAUAGCAUAUUUGUGCCACUCUGUUAAGUUUUCAA